AUGACCACAGCCGCGAUGAGUGAAAUCGAUUUCUGUCUGGUUCCAGAACAAGAGGAGCAAGGAACGAAGGCUGAAACAGCUCACAUCGAUGGGCCGAGGUCCAUUCUUCGGUGGCUCUCGGAAGAUGAGGGGCUUCCCGAUGAACCUCAGCCCAGGAGGACUCGAGGAACCACCAGGAGGUUUCCCUUACUUCGGUUCGGAGGCAAAGUUCGAAUUCGGCUACCCACCCCAGGGAUUCCACCACGAAUUCUUUCACCACGGCCCGCCACCACAGGGCUUACCUUUCAACCCCUCCGUAAAUCACAUCAAAUCACCUUUACCAUUAGUCGUAAAGCUAUGACUUGCUGUCCUACAGUAUCCUUUAAUAACACCCCACUUAUCCCUCUUGACAAAAAUCCGAUACCUAACUCUCGAUGUUGA
This is a messenger RNA of Nezara viridula (southern green stink bug), 420 nucleotides long. NCBI's taxonomy places the organism in Eukaryota, Metazoa, Arthropoda, Insecta, Hemiptera, Pentatomidae. The record is from the annotation of a GenBank genome assembly.